AUGGUUGCGUUCAUCGCAGCCUUCCUGCUACGAGCUAUUGACAGCGUGGUUUCCUGCCCCAUCAUUGCCGCGGUAUUGGACAAGUGCACUUUCCCUUCGAUCGAACAACUCGGGCGGCGGUAGCCACUGGCCGUUCUUGUAGGAUAGCAGGUUUAGGAACCUGUCGUCAGAGGGUGGUGCAAACUUUGCUAUUGUUGAAGGACGGCACACGCUUGAUAGAAUGGCGGACCACGAGGACUUUUAGGUCUUGCUAUAAUUGGGGGGGUUGUUCGCGAAGGAGUUUGUUCGACGGAGCAGCCGAGUACAGUGGUGGGAGCCGCUCAGUUUUGCUCCGUGACAUAUGUUUCCAUACCCCCUACAAUUGUAGUCGCUCGGCGUGAUAAGUAUUUACUGCACACAUGCAUACAACACACGCGUGUCUCCUUCUCAUCCAGAAACACAAGUCUCAUGUCUGGCCUGCCUGCUAUUAUGUGAUCCCUGUUGGGGCGUCCAACGGCGUUCUGAGUGGUGAAAAAUGGACGUCUGGAGUACACAAGAUGACAACACACACAAACUUGUGCACGGAGUAGAACCGCUCCGCGGGGCGUUGUUUUCUUUACCCUUUUGGGUCUACAGGCGUCCUGAAUGAUCAUUGAUUGAUCACUUGCAAAUGAUGGUGUGGUGGCAUGCCAUGGAGUUGUUGCCCUGUAUUCCUCCACGCCAGGUGUUGGCAAGUCAAUAGGUAGGUGUGUCUUUAUUAUUUGCAUCGACCGCGCUACCCGGUGACCAAUAC
This is a messenger RNA of Ectocarpus sp. CCAP 1310/34, 772 nucleotides long. Lineage: Eukaryota; Phaeophyceae; Ectocarpales; Ectocarpaceae. The record is from the annotation of a GenBank genome assembly.